Messenger RNA from Fusarium vanettenii 77-13-4, 1533 nucleotides. RefSeq lists its product as uncharacterized. The transcript has a single exon. The coding region runs from base 1 to 1533 and encodes 510 amino acids. Lineage: Eukaryota; Fungi; Ascomycota; Sordariomycetes; Hypocreales; Nectriaceae. The record is from RefSeq and is a predicted model, not a curated record.
AUGGACACCAACGGGAUGGACUUCUUUGUCCAACUUCCACCCGAGAUCCGUAUCAGGAUCAUGGGUCAAAUGUCCUCCAAAUCAGCGAUAUUACGCAUCAUCCAAGCAUCGCCGGCAAUGCUUGCACAGUGGAUUCAAUCGAGGGAAACCAUAGUGCGAGCAGUAUUGAUCAAUCUUGUCGGCGGCGAUAUUUAUGGCGACCUCCUACACGACGCAUUAGCCAUCAUUCACCUACCACCUCUCGACUCUUCCUCCACCGACUCGAUUAUUCACCAUGUCGGCCAGUGGCUGACCAAAGGAUUCUCGGACCCAUUCGAGCAAAAUGCUGGCGAGACUCUCGAUAUGCUGUACCGACUCUUGUCUCGCCUUUCUGUUUUUAUUGAGGACUACAUGACCAAGGCAACGGCUCCUUUCCCACCUCGAGCCUACCUCUGUCUGCCAAGGAUGAGGUCGAUGGACGGCGAGCUGCGUUUCAGGGAUCAAGCCAUAGACGCACGACAUAUCGAGCUCGACGACUUGACUUGUUCAGAGAGGAACCGCUUUCUGCGUGCCUUUGUACGAUACGAACUGCUCUGCAAACUGUUCACCCCGCGGCUCUGGAAGAUCGUCGAACCUAGCGAAUACGGCGACCAAGUCAAGCAGUCGUAUUCAAACCUCCAUAUCUGGGACUAUGAGAUGUUACAUUGCGUCCAGGAAUAUACUCGAAGCGUCUAUGCGGCCAUAUUUGCAAACUUCACUCCUUCGUGGCUACCGAACGGUCAGACGGCAUCGGACUCCGAGCCUUCAAGAGAGAAGGAAUUCCUGUAUCCUGAUAACUUUUGGACCAAUCCGAAUGAAUACUUUUGCAACUUGGAUCUGCCGCGCAGCAGCUACCAUACGGCAUCGUUUCUGCACCUGCGAGGCUUUGAUAUUCUCACUCACGUCCUGGUGUAUUCAGAAAGCAAGCAGGGAAGCCGCAGAGACCUCCGAAAAUGGUUCCUCACUAUGGCUGCUGAACGGGCGAGGACCAACGAAUUCGAGGCGCUCUCUCAGGACCACUCGCUUGCACAAGACCAAGGCCCCACGUCCGCUUCCUGUGCAGAUAUUGGAUUUCGAGGCCAAUUAUUCCAGAUGAUUUCAGCCGCUCUUAUGAGGGAAGGUGUCGUGUCAUAUCCACAAGUUAUGGGGCUAAACCCGUAUUUUCAGCUUCGAAUAUUCCGACAACGAGCAUGGCCCUUUUUCGAAGACGCAAGGUUCUACCCAGGGGCGGACAGCCUGUGUCACUUUCCAAGCCUGGAUGACCUUGCUGAGCAAGACCGCCUGGUGAAGCUCAAAUUUCCCUACCCGGAGGGUGAACGGGAACGGAGGAGGUCACAAAAGUGGCAGGACUUUUUCGCUGGAAGGGAGACGGGAAGUGAUUUCGAUUGGCAGGACGAUGACGACAAACUGGAGCGUAUGGCUGGUGAGCGGAUUGUUGUACCGCGUCUUUCUGAGCGUCCGGUUACGGAGAGACUGAUUCCCUUUUGGCGGUCUGGGAUGCCGAUGAGCACAUAG